ACAAGCAGCGCACGGUGCUGGGAGCUGCGGCCGGCGGCGCUGCCCGGAGAUGUCGGGGGUGCUGGUGAUCGCUGCCUGGUGCUUCCUGCAAGUGGAGAGCCGGCAUCCUGAGAUCAUCACGAGUAACAGCAAUCAUGGCAAUUUCCUGGACAACGACAAAUGGCUGAGCACAGUUUCGCAGUACGAUAAAGACAAGUACUGGAACAAAUUCCGGGAUGAAGUUGAGGAUGAUUAUUUCAGGAACUGGAAUCCAAACAAGCCAUUUGAUCAAGCCCUUGAUCCAUCCAAAGAUCCCUGCCUGAAGGUGAAGUGCAGCCCACACAAAGUGUGCGUCACCCACGACUACGAGACCGCGAUUUGCGUGAGCCGCAAGCAGCUGGUGCACAGCCUUCGACAAAAGAAAGGCAACUUGGCCCAGAAGCACUGGGCUGGAGCAGCCAACAUAAAGUGCAAGCCCUGCCCCGUGGCACAUUCCAGCGCUGUGUGCGGCUCCGAUGGACACACCUACACCACCAAGUGCAAGAUGGAGUUCCAUGCAUGUACUUCUGGCAAAACCAUCACUGCUCGAUGUGAAGGGCCCUGCCCUUGCCUGCCAGGACCUGAAAGUUUAAAACACAAGAUGGAGAAGACUGCUUGCACAGACAAAGAGCUGAGGAAUCUGGCUUCGAGGCUAAAGGACUGGUUCGGUGCCCUUCACGAGGAUGCGAAUCGUGUCAUCAAACCCACGAGCUCGGAGACAGCACAAGGCAGAUUUGACACCAGCAUCCUACCAAUCUGUAAGGAUUCCUUAGGCUGGAUGUUCAACAAACUUGACAUGAACUAUGACCUGCUGCUGGAUCCCUCGGAGAUCAGUGCCAUUUAUCUGGAUAAGUACGAGCCGUGUGUCAAGCCACUCUUCAACUCCUGCGACUCCUUCAAAGAUGGGAAGCUUUCCAACAACGAGUGGUGCUACUGCUUCCAGAAGCCCGGUGGUCUUCCUUGCCAGAAUGAAAUGAAUAGAAUUCAAAAGCUAAGUAGAGGGAAGAGUCUGUUGGGUGCUUUCAUCCCCCGGUGCAAUGAGGAAGGUUAUUACAAAGCCACGCAGUGCCAUGGCAGCACGGGCCAGUGCUGGUGUGUGGAUAAGUACGGGAAUGAGAUUGCUGGCUCCAGAAAGCAAGGCACAGUCAGCUGUGAAGAAGAGCAAGAAACUUCAGGAGAUUUUGGCAGUGGUGGAUCUGUUGUAUUGUUGGAUGAUUUGGAAGAGGAACCUGAAGCAACAAAAAAAGACAAAGAAGGGAAACUGAAGAUUCAUGUAAGAGCAGCUAAUGAAGAUGAUGAAGAUGAAGAUGAUGAUAAGGAUGAUGAAAUUGGUUAUAUAUGGUAGUGCCCAUCAUAAUGAGGACUCACGUUUUGCACAAUAUUGCAACUCACAUCAUAUCUCUGCAAUUGUAUCUGAGAGUACCUGGCACAAAUAUUCCCUCUCUACUGAGUUUAAUUUUGUAUAGUCAAUUUAAUUUGAAUGACAACUCUUUUUUUUUUUUUUUUUCCAGCAAGGACUGUUUGGAAUACAGCUUUUGUUCAGUUGGUUUGGGGGAUUUUUGUUCUAUCCACAGGGGCAAUGAGUUUUGUUUCAAGACCAUUUCGUGUCUUAAUCCUCACUUGCACCACUUAGGAAAUCUAUCCUGUGAAAGAAUCCUGGAAGGGGCUCAAGCAAACAAUAUCAAGGCUUAGAAGCCCCUCUCAUGUCAGAGAAUUUGUGUCAUAAAUUGUUAUCUGGAUCAUAUCAGAAAAAGUUUUUUUCUUUCAUUAAGAAGGAAAAUAGGUGCCUCAUUUUCUAGUCCAUAUUUAUAAUGUCCCAGUGAAGAGUAAGUUUCUUUGGACAGUGGCUGCCCAGUACCAGGGGUUUAAUCCAGAAGAAAACCCACUGGCAGGACUUUCCCUUCCUUCCAUUCUCUGAGAAUGAGUCCAACAGACUUAGUCCAGCUCACACCGAAGGCAAAACUCCCACCAGGCACAGAUCAACUCACUGUCACUCUUUAUUUGAUAAAGGAACAUGGCCUUGAUCUUAAGAGAUGCUAAGAACCUGCUGUCAUGGACCAGGCCCUAGAGGCAGGGGACAGAGUCCAUCUGCCUUUCAGAGUGUUUAAGGAGAGAAUAUUUUGUGAAUUUGUAGCAUCAUAACCACCCACAGAGCUGUUCCUCAGCUUCUGUCUGAGCUCUUUUGCACUAGGAUGGUCUCUAACAGCACACAGACAGCCUCUGCUUCCAGCUCACACACCACAGACCUGUCUGUUCUCCAUUUAGCAACUCUCCUUCCAAAGUUAGAAUGCUGUCAAAGACACAAACCCUCAAAAGUAACUGUCACUUACUUAAUGUAAAGGUACCUGUUUAAAAAAGCAGCUUUAGGUGGUGAUAUUUCAAAAGCAUAACCCCUUGGCCCAGUGUGAUGCUGCACACUUGUAAUACACACUCCUAAAAAAGAGUAGUAUUAAAAUCCAAUCUGUGAUUCCCUUGAUACCUCCUGUAUUUUCAAAGCUCUUGUAUCAGAGGAUAUUGACAUGACAUUAUUUGCAGUGUCCUUUCCUGUGGCAGUUCUCUGAUGCAGUAAUGUGCUGUGUUAUUAUUUUUGCUGUUUUGUGAAGGAGUAGGAGGGACU
This is a messenger RNA of Sturnus vulgaris (Common starling), 2635 nucleotides long. The record is from RefSeq and is a predicted model, not a curated record. Lineage: Eukaryota; Metazoa; Chordata; Aves; Passeriformes; Sturnidae.